Microplitis demolitor is the source of this 666-nucleotide messenger RNA. RefSeq lists its product as uncharacterized. The record is from RefSeq and is marked provisional. The transcript has a single exon. Lineage: Eukaryota; Metazoa; Arthropoda; Insecta; Hymenoptera; Braconidae. Bases 53 to 634 code for a protein of 193 amino acids.
UAUUGAUUAUUAAUUAGAACUAAUAGAUUUAAAUACAAUAAGCUGAGUAGUUAUGUCGGUAAUUAUUGAUUUCAACGGUUAUUUUAUCACUGCGUCAAAUUUUGUAGCCAAAGAAUUCGGUAUUAUGACAGUAACUGAGGAUUCUAGUGGUGCUUUUAUCGAUGAGAAGGGAUUAUUUAAACCAUUUUGUAAUUGGAAUGAUUUACCAGAUGAGUUGCAAUCAUUUUAUUCAUUAGUAAUAAAUAAACUCAAUGGAAUACCAUGGGAGAGUGGAAAUAUUUCGUCGUUCGAUCAGGAAAGUAUUUUUAAAAAUUAUUUGAAGAAUGCGAAGUUAAUUAUUGUUCCGAAUGAAUUGAAAAAAAAAUUAUUGAUGCAAAUAAUUGGUAACUAUAAAAAAAUUUUGUGCAUGACUGACGUUAAAUAUGAUGACAUUGAAAAAUUGGGGACUAAUUGUUCGAAUCACAAUAAUCCGAGUGAAAAUAAUUGCGCUUAUGACAAUGUCACGAGAAUAAAACAUUUUCUAGAAAAAACGGGUAUGGCGCAUAUGCUCAAUUUUGAACCGCGUGGAAGUAUUAGAGAAGAAAAUCAAUCGUUCGUCAAUUUUCUAGUCGAGGAAACUUUUAAAAAUAAUUGAGAAUAUUAUUUAAAUUGAGCGGGACCACUAGU